AUGUCCGACAAGCCCGAAGGCACGAAGGACAUGGCGCAGCGCCCGCCGUACCAGAUCCGCUCGCCCGAGGAAUUCGGCGAAGUCAAGUGGCACGGCAAGUGCCAGUGCGGCCAAGUGCGAUACCAACUCAACCGCGAGAAGCCUCUCAAGACCAAGUUCUGCCACUGUCGCGGGUGUCAGAUGACCCAUGCCGCUCCCUUCCAAUGGGCGGCCAUCUUCCACAAGGAGAAUCUGACCUUCACUAAGGGCGCCGAGGGCCUGGCGUUCUACUCCUCGGCUAAUGCCACGCGCGAUUACAGUCUGCCGACGAAGGUGUUCUGUUCGUGGUGUCGGUCGCCGAUUAUGGACGAAGGUCGGAAUGUCUGUUUGCUGUUCCCUGAGACUAUUGAACGUGGAGAUACCGAUGAGGAGCGAAUGGAGUGGCGGAAGGCGUUCGAGGUCGAUUGUCACAUCUUCUACAGCCAGCGGGUUUUGGAGAUCCCUGACGGGAAGCCCAAGUGGGCGGGAAUGGAUGAGGAUAGUGAUAUGGUUGAUGAUAUGGGCAAGCCCACGAAAUGA
Molecule: messenger RNA, 558 nt
Organism: Aspergillus homomorphus CBS 101889
Lineage: Eukaryota; Fungi; Ascomycota; Eurotiomycetes; Eurotiales; Aspergillaceae
Product: GFA family protein
Exons: 3
Coding region: 1-558 (185 amino acids)
Molecular function (GO): carbon-sulfur lyase activity
Source: RefSeq, a predicted model, not a curated record